AUGGCGCCCUCCAAGCCCGCCCUCUUCCUCGCCUUGAACCUGGUCCUCGUGGCAGCCGCGCAUGGCUGCGGGUCGAUCUGCGGCAACACACCGGUUGUCCCAGUGCCAGCAUCGCCGAUCGCCAUGCCCCCGCCGGUCGUCCCAGUCCCAACCCCACCGACGACCGGAGGCGGCAGUGGCACCUGCUCGAUUAACAUGCUGAAGCUGAAGGCGUGCGCCAACAUACUGAACCUGCUAAGGAUCAACCUAGGCGUGCCGGCGAGCGAGGACUGCUGCCCGCUGCUGGGCCGGCUUGCCGACCCCGACGCCGCCGUGUGUCUCCGCACCGCCAUCAAGGCCAACGUCCUCGGCAUCAAGCACUGGACUUCCGAAGAGAUUGCAGAUCAUGAGCUUGCAGCGCUAAUUGGUUAG
Messenger RNA from Aegilops tauschii subsp. strangulata, 411 nucleotides. Its product is annotated as cortical cell-delineating protein-like. The record is from RefSeq and is a predicted model, not a curated record. Lineage: Eukaryota; Viridiplantae; Streptophyta; Magnoliopsida; Poales; Poaceae.